This is a messenger RNA of Microsporum canis CBS 113480, 1224 nucleotides long. RefSeq names its product C2H2 type zinc finger domain-containing protein. NCBI's taxonomy places the organism in Eukaryota, Fungi, Ascomycota, Eurotiomycetes, Onygenales, Arthrodermataceae. Gene Ontology annotation, cellular component: chromatin. The coding region runs from base 1 to 1224 and encodes 407 amino acids. Gene Ontology annotation, molecular function: zinc ion binding; DNA-binding transcription factor activity, RNA polymerase II-specific; RNA polymerase II cis-regulatory region sequence-specific DNA binding. The record is from RefSeq and is a predicted model, not a curated record. Gene Ontology annotation, biological process: regulation of transcription by RNA polymerase II; DNA-templated transcription. The transcript has 4 exons.
AUGGAACGCUCAGCCGCCCGGUUCUGUUGCCCCCACCUUGGGUGUAGCCGAAGCUACCGACGCAGGGAGCAUUUGAAGCGACAUGUCGCUGCGAGCCACUACCAAGCAACCACGGUUGAGUGUCCUUUUUGCCCCACCCACCGGCUGUUUGCAAGAAACGAUACCCUGCGUCAGCAUGUCAGGCUGCAUCACAAGGAAGAACAGCUGGUCCCCCAGCGUGCAGUCAGCGCCUGUGAUUUCUGUCGCUCUCGACGGUCCCGGUGCAAGGGGAUGGGGCCUUGCGAGACAUGCACAGAGCGGGGCAUCCUGUGCUCUUUAUCACGGCCUGUGCGGUUGUGCCACCAGGACAGACAGAUGAGCGACACCCGUGGGAUGGAUGCAGCAGACAUUCAACACCUACAUAAACACACUGCAUCGAGGCUCAGCGGUAACUUUACCGAUAAUCCAGUAUAUGCCAUGCCCUACGUUGAAGCUUAUUUCGACAAGUUUCACCCCAGCUGGCCAUUCCUACACAGAGCAACCUUUGAUCCAGCCCACGAGCCCCCAAUCCUACUACAGUCUGUCUUAAUGAUGGGAUUAUGGGCGACGGGGGAUCAAAAAUUGCAAUACAUGGCAGUCGAUCUGCAUGAAAAACUAAUAAUAUCUAUUUACUCUCAACGGCAUAAAUGGGGAACACCCACUAAGAGUCAAGAGGCAAAGCCCUCAUGGCCAAUCGCCACAUAUCAGGGCAUCCUCUUGCAGGUCAUAUUUGCCAUCUUGAGAAAUACUCAGGGUCCACUACCCGCCACACUUACGCACCGGCUCCCCGAGGUCCCGGCUGCAUUACUCACCACCCUUACGCGUACCUGUCUCCAGCAGGGCUUGUUCUUUUACCCAAGCAUUGCCUCCCAGUUUGCACCAAGUGACGCUCCUGACGUCUUCGUUUGGCUUGGGAUCGAAGAAGUGAAACGGCUAGCCCUGACCCUUUACAAAGUAUCCAAAAUAUGCUACACAUCGGGCAAUGACUUGACCUCUUCCAACAAGUCUCCGGGCAGAGCUCUAUCUCUGGCAGAUCUUCGGUUUGGAGCUCCUGACAGCGAUGACCUAUGGAAUGCCACUUCAGGUCUAGCAGCAGAGCUGGCAGGCAGAGGGCUAGACGGCAGCCCGAUGACCUACUGCGAUAAGAACGACGAAACCAAUUGGAUUUCAAACAUUACGCAGCCUUUGCAGACGAUCGGCGGUUGA